Molecule: messenger RNA, 3552 nt
Organism: Penicillium coprophilum
Lineage: Eukaryota; Fungi; Ascomycota; Eurotiomycetes; Eurotiales; Aspergillaceae
Product: NACHT and Ankyrin domain protein
Exons: 6
Coding region: 1-3552 (1183 amino acids)
Molecular function (GO): protein binding
Source: RefSeq, a predicted model, not a curated record
AUGAUCGAUCUCCCAGUGAUUAGGGGUCGUCUUACCCGAGUUGCUCAGUCUAUCCGAACAGUCACACGCUGCAUAGGUGGAAAUAAAGACUCCCAAGAAAGCGUACAGCGAGCUACGUUGCUUUUAUGUGAGCUGCUUGAUCUGCUGUGCCAAAUUCGAGAUCAACUGAGCUGGGCGGAAGAGAAAUGGGUCGUGGAUCCGUCACGUCUGCAUACCAUCGAUGAAGUCAUCCGUUGUUUUGAGUCGACCGUUGGGUCAAUCGAAAUGUACUUCCAGCCGGGGGGCAUCAGCACUCGCUCUCUAAGAAAACGUUUGUUGGAGAUUAGAUUCAUUCCCAGGUUGGAGCAUUUCAAGGCUAUGAUGAUCUUGACAAUGCAACCAGAGUCUCGGGAGAAGUCCCGGAUCGAGGCAAAACUUCGAAGUGUACUCCGACAGUUCUAUGAACUGGACCCCGAUUCAAUAACAGCCAGUACACCAAAUCCCGAUGACUACCACAAAAUUACGAGCCGGGUGACGACCCAGGGCUUCAUGAGGCUAGCAGACUUAUGCAAUAGACGGCACGAUGGAACAUGUGAAUGGAUAUUUGAUAAUGAUACGUAUACACAGUGGCUUUUUGGCUGCAGCAGAACGCUUUAUUGCAUUGGACCAGCCGGUGCUGGAAAGACCUUCCUCGCAUCUACCAUCAUUGACAGCCUGCGGAAUACAUUCACAUCUCCAGAUGUGGCAAUAGUUUUUAUUUUCGGUCAUGAUGAGACGGACGAGGACGCAACCUCCGUGGGAUUUCUCGAUAAAAUACUUGCCCAACUGGUAUAUCGGAAGCGGACGCCUUGUCAUACCUCUGUUUCCUUAUAUAAGUCUAAAUCUUUCGCCGAGGGAAAAGUAUCAGCAAAAGCAUAUCAAGAUGCUAUUCGUGCCGAGGUCAACAGAUUUUCGCGAGUUAUAUUCGUGAUUGAUGGAAUUGACAUGCAUGUGGAAAGUGAGCGAAUCUUGAAUCGUCUUCAAAAGCUACCGGAUCAUGCACAGCUCCUUGUCACCACACGAGAAGCAAAGUAUGCAUCCAAGGAUGAGCAUAUAUCCGUUAUGGCCGCCCAUACGGACCUUGAGACAUAUGCGGGCACCCGCAUUGAGCAGGACGAAAGACUGUCCGCUCUGGUGAAGCAAUAUCCCCCUGAGUUGAAGUUUGCUGUUAUUCGUCAAGUUGCUCUGAAGUCACACGGCUUGUUUCUAUUGGCCCGGUUACACAUGGAUCUGUUAUCCCGAUGCAAUGAUGGGACCAUGCUACAGAGGUCGCUUUCCCAUCUUCCCGAGAGUUUGAACGAUGCGUAUGGCGAAUCCAUGACACGAAUCGUCAGUCAGAAUCCUUUCGCCAGUCGUUGUCUUUACUGGACAUUAUAUGCUCAGAGGCCUUUGACGGUCUCGGAGUUAGAGUUUGCAGCAGGAUUUGAGCUACAAGGAAACAGCGCUUCGAAGGAGCCCUCCUCUUCUGAACAUACCAUGCUUGAUGAAACUGCCGGCUUAUUGACUAUUGAUGCAAUGAGUGGCACAGUUCAUUUGGUUCACAGGACGGCUAAAGAGUAUCUAAGUGGACCCGCUGCUCGGGUGUUUUUCCCUACUGCCAAGGUGAACAUUGCAGAUGUUUGUCUCUCGAUAAUUACCCCAGAUGAGGUGAUUGAUGAUUGUUACGUCAACCAAGGAGGAACUCCUCACAGCCCCCGAGGCGGGCUGCUUAAUUAUGCCACAACUUAUUGGGGGCACCAUGCUAGCGAGGUUGGCGAAGAUGAACAAGCAACGCAAGUUCUCAUCCGAGCAUUCAUAAACAAGCUUUGCUGGAGACGACCCCCUUUUACAAAGUCUUGGGCCGUCGGAUCGCGUGUGCCGAAACAGUUGGGUUUCGGAAAAUACUUUCCAGACUGGACGUCUCUCCAUGUGCUUGCUUACUUCGGCAUUAUUGAAAAAGCGAAACGCUUGAUUGACCAAGGUGCCGAUCUCGAUGACUGUGAUAAUGAACUUGGAGUUACCCCUCUACACUGUGCUGUAUACCGAGGCAAUGAGGAGAUGGUUGAACUACUUCUCAACUCCAAAGCCAAUAUCAAUGCUGCUUGCAAAGACGGCCAAACUGUUUUACACAUGGCUGCAGAACAAGGGCACCGUAAAUUGAUCAGGCUUUUACUUCACCGACGAGUAAAGUCCAAGAAAGCGAACCAGCAAGGAGAAACAGCUCUCCAGCUAGCUAUUGGGACGACACAUGAUGAAGCAACCGUUCCAUUCUUGAUCAAAAGCCGAUUUGACAUGGAUCUCCAGAACACUGUCACUGGAAACACUGCGCUGCAUCGAGCAGUGGAGUUGAGGCGACCGCGUAUUCUUGCCUUUCUUCUGGAGAAGGGGGCUAAUAUGAAUGUCUUAAACAGGGUCGGCAUGACUGCCCUUCAACUUGCCUGCAAAACAGACAACUGUGAAGCCGUAUCUCUUUUUCUUGAGCGUGGCGCUCAACUAGAGAUUCGUUCCUCCUUAGGACUCACUGCACUACACAUCUCUGCAUUGCAGGGAAAUUGGGUUGCAUUUGAUCUUCUGUUGAUUGCGGGCGCCGACAUCAAUGCAUGGGAUAGCGAAGGCGAUUCCUUGCUUCACAUGCAAGCCCGAGAACCUUCGACGAUUUCUAUUGCGGCACACCUACUCGCACAAGGUGCGGACAUAGAGGCAUGUAACUCACAGGGCUACACUUCAUUACAAUGCGCUGCCGUGUCUGGAAACAAAACAAAGUUCAUUUUCCUAGUAGAUCAAGGGGCGAGACUCGAUAUCCAAACUGCAAAGGGAGAAACUAUUCUUCACAUCACGCCCCCUCUCAACCAAGACUGUCUUGACAUCGUGGAAACACUAUUAGAAUGUGGUUUCAGUGCCAACGCAACAACACGCAGUGGAUUAACACCUCUGCAUCAUCUUGUCAUCAAUGCAUCCAGCUCACCAGAUUCCUCGAUUGAACAAACUGCCAACUUCCUUUCGUUGCUCCUGUCAUACGGAGCCAAUAUCGAUGCUCCGACGGCUUCUUAUGAGGCUGUCACAGCAUUGCACUUAGCAUUGAUGGUCAAUAUACCACAUGGAUCACUAGUGUCGCUGCUUAUCGAGAAUGGUGCCUCGGUUGAUACAAAAACAUCUGACGGUAGAACGCCGUUACACUUGGCUGCGGAGCGAGGCCGCCAUGAUAUUUUCCAAAUAUUGCUUGAUGCGGGCGCGGAUAUCUCAAUCAAAGACACCGAAGAAACCCCAACGGACGACAAGGUCAAAGGAGAUGGUCAGACUGCAAUAAGCCUGAUUGGUACGCAUUCGGUUACUGUCGAUUGGUCUGGUACUACGGACAAGCUACAUUCGUUACCAGCGAUGCAGCAACGCAAUAGCCCGACCGCCACUGUAAACUCAGUCGAUAGCGAAUCCGAACAGUGUCAGAUAAAUGAAAUCGAGGGAUCGAGCUUGAUCAGUGAGGACUACUCAGUUUGGGGAUCCAGAGCAUCAUCCACCUCCAUGGAUGUUUCGUCUAUCAUUUCUUCCUCUUGUUAA